GUCCCUUCUCUGCUUUUAAGGACUCAUUGGCACCUAGAAGCAGAGCAGUGCCCUUCCUGGUACUUUGCCUGAUGAAUCUCCACCCAUCAUGGAAGCCCUGGAACAAGUACUCACUGUGCUGCCUCCUAACCCUGGGACCUGGAAGGAAAUGAGGAGCCCAGAGGACAGAUCUGCUGAGGGUACUGGCCCCCCCUUGCUGAGCUGGGACCACCUCUGCACCCCUGGCCCAAAAAUCAACCAGGGAGUGCCCCUGACCUGGAGCUGCUCCCGGGCUGGGCUACCCCAUCUCUGGCCUGUGAGGCACCGGGUGACACAGGAGUGUGACACAGGAGUGUGACAAGCCCCUCACCAUCAAUGGAGCCUCAACCACUGUGUCUCUUCUACUGCCUGCCCAAGGAAGGACCACAGAGGAACAAGCAGCCGGGGCACGGCUAAGCAGGUCACAAGUGCCAAGAGGGAAGUGAGUCACUCACCUGGGAGCCAGCACAUCAUCCUCUUUCCUGUCAGAGCCUCCUCCCAGGCAGGAGCACACACGCAGCUCGGCCCUGCUGGUCUCUCCACUUGCAGCAAGGACCUGGUGGGCUGGUGUCUGUGACUGAGCUGGAGCAGGUGCUCUGUGACCCCAAGGGGUUCCACUCUGCUCAAGGAGCUUCCAAAUACCUUGGCCACCCUGUGCUGUGGUGCCAGUUGUGGUGUCCAUGGAGUUCUCGUUGUCUUGGAGCUCUCCCUGAGAGGGGUUCAGAGCAGCAGGACAUGGACUGUCCUGCAGGUCGCAGAGCACUUGCACAUCUCCAGCCUGGCUGGAGCUCACCCAGGGAUCCUGGGGGCUGCCUGGCACCUGGAUGCACACCUUCAGAGCACUAUGCUGAAUUGCAUGCCAGGUAUUUCCCUUUGUAGUGGCCCUGGGAAAAGCCAUCUGCACCCUCUGGAGAAGAGCCAGGGAAGAGCCAAUCCAAGCAAAGAAGUCCAGACUGGUGCUGGGGCUUUGCCUGCCCCUGGCUGGAGACAUCCAGGCACUGGCACAGACAGUGGAUGGAUUCUGGAAUGGAGAUGGCUGCCCAAAACCUUGGGACUCCUGAGGCCAGCUGAUGUCACACAUUUCCUCUGCUCUAGUGACUCUGCAGUCAUGUUACAGUUGCUCCCAUUCUGGUGCCCUGUUCUUAAGAGCUGCCAGUGCGGAGAUUCUCCAGUCCCAGGGCAGGGAAAAUAACAUCUGGGAGACAACCAAGCAACCUCAGUGAACCCCUCACUACUAUUGAGGCUGAAGAUGGACAUAUUGUGCUGAUUUUUUUCAACUCUGGUAAGAAGAAAAGCUGUGGCAGGAAACUGAACUUCAGUGGCCACUGAACACCAUGAUGUCUGGAAAAGGCAAAGGAGGUGCAGAAGGCAGUACUGAUUUCUACAUUUCAUGCCACAUAGACUCUGAGUUUCGCUACAGCCUCUUCACUGUUUUCUACAGCAUUAUCUUCAUUCUAGGCUUUGUUGCCAACUGCUAUGUUCUCUGGAUUUUCAGCCAUAUUUACCCCACCAAGAAACUCAAUGAAAUCAAGAUAUUCAUGGUGAACCUCACAGUAGCUGACUUGCUCUUCUUAAUUACGAUGCCAAUGUGGAUUGUUUACUACCACCACCAUGGAGACUGGAUCAUGCCUGACUUCCUCUGUAACGUGGCUGGCUGUUUAUUUUUUGUUAAUACCUACACUUCUGUUGCCUUCCUGAUGGUCAUCACAUACAACCGUUACCAAGCUGUGACUAAUCCUAUUAAAGCUGCUCAGCUGACCACCCAGAGAAGAGGUAUCUACCUAUCAGCAGCUAUCUGGAUCAUAAUAGUGGGCAGCUCUUUGUAUUACCUUUUUGACAAUAAUACUAAUCAGGAAGAGGUCGGAUCCAGGAAUUUCACGCGGUGCUUUGAGCGCUAUGACACCACGAGUGGUGUUUCAGCUGUUCUCGCCAUUCAUGUCAUCAUCUGCAUCCUCUUCUAUAUCAUUUUCCUUUUAAUACUAGGUUGGAACGUUGUCAUUAUCAGGACCCUGUUCUCCAAGUCAGUGCAUCCACAGAAAAGCGCUCACGUCAAGCAAAGGGCCCUCUGGAUGGUGUGCACAGUGCUGUCUGUGUUCAUCAUAAGCUUUGUGCCCCAUCACAUUGUGCACCUGCCCUGGACUCUGACUGUUCUGGAGCAGUGGAAGAAGGAGAACUGUCAGCUGCGCCAACAGCUCAACGAUGCUCACCAGGUGACUUUGUGCCUCUUGAGUACGAACUGUGUGUUGGACCCGAUCAUCUACUGCUUCCUCACCAAGAAGUUUCAGAAGCAUGUUUCAGAAAACCUGAAAAGCAUGAAAGGGAGUCGCAAAUGCUCCAGGCAAACAACUGAUACGAUGAUUGAGGGCACCAUUCACCAAGAGGAUGCCAUUAGGAUCUGUUAGGGCCACUCAGUGUUUUCUGGUUGCACAUGGAGAGGUGUGAAUUAUUCACUCAUCUUUUCUCAAGAAGAGGCACCAGGACACAAUGGAGGACCAGGAUUUUCUUUUUCCCAUUAGACAGAAGAAUGGACACUCAUUUCUUCUGUCACAUGCAAAGGGCAGAACUGGAACCUGCAGUAAUCUGGCAGCAAAGCUCCUUCUGUCCAGGCUGGUGUUCUCAUGGGCAUUGAGAACAGCUCAGAUGACUGCUUUACAUGAAAGAAGUGUGUCCCUGAGCCUCUGCAGUGAGCAGCUAGAAGCUGAGUGUGCCAAAAUUACCCAUUGUGUCAGUCCAGAUAGCACCAUCCCUGCUCCUCUGUCUGCCCAGCUCUCGCCAUGGAUCCAGUAUCAGAGCUGUAAGGGACUUCUAAAAGACCUGGAAGAACAGACUGAGCUCUGAGUAUCAUCGAGUGGCUCUUCUAAGCAGCUUACAUGGUCUGGUGAAGAGAGUCUGAGCUAAUGAAGCUCUUGAGUGGCUGUAAGGGACAUAGUCCACAGAAUUCCUCAACUGCUGUCAAAGAGAUCUGCACCUCCGAUCCCUUCAUUCCUUCUUAGUGACUCACGUGGUCUGCUGGGAUCCAAACUUCACAGAUGUCUGGGAAUAGCUAUUAUGAAUCUUUGCUUCCAGAUCUUGGGUCAGUAAAGCAGGGAAGGAAAGGAAGAGAAAUUGGCAGUCCCGCAGCACACCUCCCCCCGUCCCUCCACCAGAUCAGCAUUAUUGCCAAAGGGCACUAUGGUCUGCCCUGGCUUCCUGUGUGAAAGCAGAACUGGCCAGCCAGUGGCUUCAUGCACUCAGUUUAGUAAUUUCUGGCUGACUGCAUGUGUCUGCAGACACCCAGUCUUGCUCAGGAGGCUCCAGAUAACAGAGGGCUACUGCAGUAUGGGCAUUAUGAUAAGGAAAAAAAGCUUAAAAUGCUUCUGUAUCUUUGUACUUAUUUAUUUAAUUUAGGAUUAUAGCCAUUAGCAUUUUUUUUUCCUCCAUCCUUUCAAAGCUGACCAGUUCUUGAUCUACAGCAAGUGAAGUGUUAGGUCAGGACACUUGACAAAUAAUUCACACACUCCAACAGCACAGGAGGCCCCUUGCCCAGGGCCAGAUGCAGUCCACUGGGGCCCAGGGCAAAGUGGUUUUCCAUGGGUUCUGAGUUCUGUUCCCAGUCAUGAGACACUUGGGGUUCCUUUUCUGACCCAAAUUGCUCAAUCUAGCACAGGAAAUUGGGCAGGGAAGGGAACUUACUUGUUUUCACAACAGUUGUUGGUUCCCUGAAUGUCCUAGUCUGUUGAUGACAGGAAGAGUGUAUCUGACCUGUGACACCAAUUAUUCAUGUGCAGGACAGCAGCUCUCCCACACCUGCCCAAGAACAGGAGAGAUAAGCUCAAGCCUUUCCAAAGACAGGACCAAUAUUUGUACUGCUUUGCCUGUACCCAGAGGAGAUACGGGUCCUUCAGAUGUAUCCUCUGGAGCUCCGCGGGCAGCUUUUGUCCUUAUUUGUUCCAGUAAGGAAAAGAACUAAGAUGUUUAUUUUUCUAAGGCCAUUGCCAGGGCCAGCGCUGCACUCCAGGCCCAGUGCCAGAGGAAAGAGUCUGAUCACAGUAAGAGUGCAUCUCCCUCCUAGUCCUGGGCUCUGCUCCAGUGAUGGCCACUCACAGCAAACACGUGCCAGCACCUCAUGCUCCUCAGACAUGCUCAAAGAUGCACCCUGCAUCUGCAGAGACACAGCACACAGGAAGGGAGCAAUUCCUGUAAUUUAAAAACCAGAAUCUGCCUCUGUUUUUGCACUGUUCUGUUGGCACAUUCUGGAUGAGGAGCUCACGCAGCUGGCAGAGGGGGGUACCUGCUUUCCCCCCUUGGCUCCCAGCAAUAGUGGAGCUCUCAUUUUACAGACCCUAAAGCCCUGAGAGAUGGAGUUUGGCAGCUCUUGGAGGAAAUGGAAAAGACUUUUACAUGGAAAGCUGGCAUGAUCUCCCACCUGUUCUUGGAAAGCUUGCAAGAGUUUACAGUUUAGCUCUUUACCAUGGGUACAUAACAGGCUUUAUUCCACAGCAAGCACUGCGGGCUCAGGGUACAAACAUAAACUUGCAUCUGAGGAAAAGGAUAAGCCCCAAGGCCACUUCAGGAGAUGUUAUGCUAAUUAGUCAGUAAAAAUGCAUUUCUAAAAAACAGGCUGCGCUGCUACUUCUGUUCCUGGAAAUACUUUCUUGUUCUUACUGCAAUGUUGCAUUACUCUGCUUUACCUUGCAAUGAAAUUGAUCCUGGAAAGUUCUUUUCAAUAAAGUGUGUUCCCUGUGUGUUUUGCCCUUUAA
Vidua chalybeata is the source of this 4757-nucleotide messenger RNA. It is a transcript of the gene PTAFR, whose product is annotated as platelet activating factor receptor. The transcript has 5 exons. The record is from RefSeq and is a predicted model, not a curated record. Gene Ontology annotation, cellular component: membrane. Gene Ontology annotation, molecular function: platelet activating factor receptor activity; G protein-coupled purinergic nucleotide receptor activity. Bases 1353 to 2420 code for a protein of 355 amino acids. Gene Ontology annotation, biological process: G protein-coupled receptor signaling pathway; chemotaxis. Lineage: Eukaryota; Metazoa; Chordata; Aves; Passeriformes; Viduidae.